Messenger RNA from Pyricularia pennisetigena, 1035 nucleotides. RefSeq lists its product as uncharacterized. The record is from RefSeq and is a predicted model, not a curated record. Bases 1 to 1035 code for a protein of 344 amino acids. Gene Ontology annotation, molecular function: antiporter activity; oxaloacetate transmembrane transporter activity; malate transmembrane transporter activity. Lineage: Eukaryota; Fungi; Ascomycota; Sordariomycetes; Magnaporthales; Pyriculariaceae. The transcript has 3 exons. Gene Ontology annotation, biological process: malate transmembrane transport; thiosulfate transport; succinate transmembrane transport.
AUGGCCACGCCACCAUCUCCGGCUCCGGCCUCGGCUUCGGACUUGGCCCGAACGACUUCAGCCCUUCGUCCAACACCAAAGCCAGCGCAAAAGAAGGUCGAUGCCAUCAAGUAUCCCUUCUGGUUUGGUGGCAGUGCUUCCAGUUUGGCAGCAUGUGUAACACAUCCGUUAGAUUUAGGUGAGCUCCUUGAAAGGACUCCGGCGAUGCAGCGUUGGGACAUACGCAUAUCAACCUCGCAGGUUCGCCUGCAGACGCGAACGGGUGAUAUGCCAAAGAGCAUGAGCGGCACUAUCGUUCAUGUCGCGCGCCACAAUGGAGUGACUGGUCUCUACGCAGGCCUGUCUGCGUCCCUUCUGCGCCAGCUAACCUAUUCGACAACGCGAUUUGGCGUCUAUGAAGAGGUAAAAACACGACUGACGGAACGGAACGGUGGCCGACAGCCUUCUUUCCCGACUCUGGUUGCAAUCUCGGCCGCCUCGGGAUUCCUUGGCGGCAUUUCUGGAAAUGCAGCAGAUGUCCUGAACGUCAGGAUGCAACACGACGCUGCGCUGCCGGUGGAGCAACGAAGGAAUUACAAUCAUGCCCUAGACGGCAUGAUCAGGAUGCUGAGAGAAGAAGGCGGUAUUACGAGCUGGUUUCGGGGCGUACUGCCCAACAGUCUUCGGGCGGCAGCAAUGACGGCGUCACAGCUAGCAUCGUAUGACACGUUUAAAAAGCUACUGAUCAACCACACGCCGUUGACAGAUAACCUGUCUACUCACUUCACCGCUAGCUUUCUGGCCGGAGUGACGGCAGCCACAGUCACAAGCCCUGUUGAUGUCAUCAAGACACGCGUCAUGUCGGCCACCAGCGCUACGUCCAGCAUACCAAAGCUUGUGAUGGAAAUUUAUGCCGCAGAGGGAAUGGGCUGGAUGUUCAAGGGCUGGGUACCCAGCUUUCUACGUCUUGGACCGCAGACGAUCUGCACCUUUCUUUUCUUGGAGGCCCACCGGAAGAUGUACCGCAAGGCCAAAUCAAUCGAGGAACCAUUAUGA